AUGAAGCCAGCAGAGAUCAGAUUCUCUCUACAGAGACCUCUACAGCACAGAGAUCCAGACAUGGCACCUACAAUCACUGCAGCAAUGACCGAUUCUCAGGAGCAUCUGACUCUGACCCACAAGCUCAGAAAGCCUCUUGUGGAGAAGUUACGCAGAGAGCGAAUCAACAGCAGCAUUGAGCAGCUCAAGUCUGUCCUGGGACCAGAGUUCCUCAAACAGCAGCCAGACGCCAAGCUGGAGAAAGCAGACAUCCUGGAGAUGACAGUGUGUGUCUUGAGACGACUGCAGCAGCAGCAUCAACAGCAAAGAAGACUGCUGAAGCACUUCAACAAGCUGCAGUCUUCCUCUGAUAACAACCUGAGAGAGGCUGACUUCUCUCUUCUGAUCUCCACAGUCCAGACCAGCAUCACCAAAGAGAAGAGUCCAGUCAACAGCGCCCUCUGGAGGCCGUGGUAGACACCUACAGACUGGAGUUACUACCAGACUAACUGAGAUGACCACAUUGGUCAAAGAUUACUGGAAAUGAAUUCUUAUGAAUUCUGACAUUUGAUGAACUUGUUCUUCUGUUUUUACAGAAGGUUGUAUUUUGUGUGUUUUCUUUGUUCAAGAUGACAUUUCCUGAGGAAAUGACAGCAACAACUUCUUUCAAGUUCAGAAAGAGAACAUCUUGUCAUGCAUGUUGCAUGAACCAAAUCUGAUUGCAUCAGCAAUUAUUAUUAUAUCUCACUGUACUUCAUGUAUUGGUAGUAUAUAAUGCUAUGGUAACAUUUGUUAUCUUCUGAUUAUUACUGAUCAUAGUGAUCAACAAUUUAAAUGUCCUCUUUAUGAACAUAUUGUCAUAAUGGACUUUAAUCUCUCUGAUUAAUCAAAACUGAUCUGUUGAUAGAUCCAAAUGUUUCUCCUUUUUUCUAAAAGUUUUGCUUAAUGUCACAAUUCUCCUGUGAUACUUUUAUGUCUCACUGCACAUCAUGUGUUGGUACAAUAUAGUGCAUGGAGAUAUUUAUUACCUUUUGAUAGGUAUUGAUGAUUUUGAAUUGAUCUAAAUCUUACCUGUUCUUUUUAUGGACAUUUUGUCAUAAUGGACUUUCUCUCAUUUUAUGUGAUUAUUGAAAAAUGAUCUGUUUUAGGAUCAAUAUGUUUAUCCUUUUACUGUAAAGGUUUCUUUAAUGUCAUAUUGUCACAGUUUUCUAGUGACAAUGUGACAUUUUAGAAUCAACUGAAUUCAGUGGUUAUUAAGAACAAUGUGACCUGUUGUAAGGUCAGUUUUUACUAUUGUUUCGUUUGUUCACAAAGUCCAAAUGUUUAAAUCCAUUUGGAAAAAUAGUUUUAAAAUACAGUGAGUACUGUGUCCUCAAAUAUUGUAAACUGUUUGUCUUUUGUAAAGACAGUUGUUCCUUUACUCUCUCUGAGUACAGUGUAUCUUGUAGAAAUCUACAAGUUGUUGUUGUGAUGUAUCAUCACCUCUAGUUGGAGCUUUCAUACUUUAUGUGGCUCAUUGUGCCUUGUUGAAUAAACAAACACUGCCAGCUGAAAA
Messenger RNA from Sebastes umbrosus (honeycomb rockfish), 1534 nucleotides. RefSeq names its product enhancer of split mbeta protein-like. Gene Ontology annotation, biological process: regulation of neurogenesis; anterior/posterior pattern specification; regulation of transcription by RNA polymerase II. The record is from RefSeq and is a predicted model, not a curated record. The coding region runs from base 1 to 456 and encodes 151 amino acids. Lineage: Eukaryota; Metazoa; Chordata; Actinopteri; Perciformes; Sebastidae. Gene Ontology annotation, cellular component: nucleus. Gene Ontology annotation, molecular function: DNA-binding transcription factor activity, RNA polymerase II-specific; protein dimerization activity; RNA polymerase II cis-regulatory region sequence-specific DNA binding. The transcript is spliced from 2 exons.